ACAAACGCACGUGCCAAGGCCAGCGCCAAGCAGCAUGGAGCUCUUCACGGUGAACCGAUAUGACGAAACAAAGCUUAACGCGGAAGACGAGAAGCUGCAGGAGGAACUCAUUCUGCAGCAGUUGCAGGCCCGCAAAGAUAAAAAAGAGAAGCGUAGAUCGUUGAAGCCCAUCGUGCCCGUUCCAGAGGCUACCGGCGUGGAAGAUCAUGUUCCCAUCGAGACGACUGCUCCAGAAACGGCCGAGGAAGUCGAUAAGGAACGCGAUGAAAACAUCACCGAAGGUGAUGAGACCCAUCCAGAGCAACCGACUGAAGGAUCGGAUAAAAGUAAGCAGCUAAAUGAUUUCAUCGUGCUCGGUGGUGAUCGUUUGCAGCGCUUGAAAAGAGCGGACGAAGUGCUGCCACCCUGGCUGUCACACCCCACAAUCAUCGAUAGUGAUCUAUCCGGGCAAGGACCUUCGAUAAAAAAGCAAGCAUAUCUGGAUGCUACCUUACGGGACAAUCUUAAAGCGAUGGGCUACAAAAGACUGUUUCCGGUGCAGGAGAAGGUAAUUCCCUGGAUCCUGGAGGCACACGCCAAACCGACACCGUUCUGGCCACGGGACGUUUGUAUUUCUUCACCGACUGGUAGUGGUAAAACGCUCGCCUUUGCGGUGCCUAUCGUUCAGCUGUUGCUUAAACGAGUAGCGCCGGCGGUUAGAGCGUUGGUCGUCCUACCGGUACAGGAACUGGCGGAGCAAGUGUACGGUGUGUUCGAAAAGCUUUGCCAAGGCACGAAAAUCACGCCAUUGGUUCUCUCUCGUAAGCAAUCGUUUCACCAAGAGCAGGAAAAACUAGUGUACACACUGCAUGGCCAGUUUAUUCAAAAAGCGGAUAUCGUUGUCACAACCGCCGGCCGGUUGGUUGAACAUUUGCAUUCUACGGCCGGGUUCACGCUACGCCACUUACGCUUUCUCGUCAUCGAUGAGGCGGAUCGAGUAAUGAAUCAGAUCCAGAACGAUUGGCUGUAUCAUCUGAACAAGCAUGUGAAACAGCAAUCCGACGAGUAUCUGCUAGGCCGAACGGCUGGCCAGCUAUCACAAACGGAACUUUUCGAUCGGCCGCAACAACCCCACAAACUGCUCUUCUCUGCUACACUGAGCCGUGAUCCGGAGAAGCUCCAAACCUUCAAACUGUUCCACCCGAAGCUAUUCACAGCGGUACGUGAUCCGACUGAACGGGCUAUCGCAUUAAGUAAAUCCAGUGCGGGCUCGGCGAAACAAAAUGCUGUGCUGAGGCGAGGAAAGUUCAUUGGUCAAUACACGACGCCUUCCGAGCUGCGAGAAUUGGUGUGCUACACCCAGUUCCGCAUCAAGCCGCUGACACUGUUUGCAUUGAUUCGCCAAGCAGGCUAUCGGAAAUUCUUGGUCUUCACCAACGGUAUCGAUGGAUCGCAUCGAUUGUCCUUUGUCCUGCAACGGCUGUUUGGCACCGAAAUGGUAAUCGAAGAGUGGUCCUCCUCGUUGACACCGGCCACCAGACGUUCCGUGCUGCAUCGUUUCAGUCUCGGCAAGGUGAAUGGUAUCAUUUGUACGGACGCGCUAGCGCGUGGUUUCGAUAUCGAUGAUAUCGAGAUUGUCGUUUCGUAUGAUAUGCCGCGACACAUAAGCACCUACAUUCAUCGAAUCGGUCGUACGGCACGUGCCGGUAACCGUGGUACCUCGAUAACGCUGUUAAUUGACGAGGAAAAAAAGAAGUUCAAUAGCAUGCUAAAGGAAGCUGGAAAAGAAGAGCUCGAAACGGUUGAAAUCCAGUCAUCGGUGGAGGAAGAGUAUGCCGGCAAGUAUUCGGCCGCAUUGAACGACCUGCGGGAUGCGUUGGAGCUGGAGAAGCAGAUCAUUACGAAGAUACGGAACGGAAUGACCAUGGCCAGUUUGACUCGUGUGAACUUGCUGAGCAAACUGAAGGAUCGGAUUGAUGUCGAUGGUUCGAUCAAUUCAACUGAGCUCAUCAAAUCGUUGAAGCAUUUGCCGAAGAGCUGGACGAACGAAGCGAUUGCAAUUCGCGCCGAACAGAAGAAGAACCGUAAGCGAACAGCAGAAUCUGUCGACGGUAGCACUGAUACAGCGGCACCACCCCCGGUUGAUUCCCAGGAUACAGCAGCAGAGGUAAAAGAGCAAGUGAAAAAUGCUACCACUGAAGCGAAUCGUAAGGUCAAGAAAGCACGCUGGCGAAACACGGCCGGUGCACUGGGCGAUAAAGCGAAGAAGGAGCCCACCGCGGAAUAACCGGCACAAUAAUGGACAAUAAAAGUGAAACUAGCGUUCGUAAAUGGAUAAACAUGGA
This is a messenger RNA of Anopheles aquasalis, 2324 nucleotides long. RefSeq names its product putative ATP-dependent RNA helicase Dbp73D (gene Dbp73D). The record is from RefSeq and is a predicted model, not a curated record. Gene Ontology annotation, molecular function: ATP binding; nucleic acid binding. NCBI's taxonomy places the organism in Eukaryota, Metazoa, Arthropoda, Insecta, Diptera, Culicidae.